ACAUCAAAACUGGAAGGAAAAUCACUUCGGAAUCUCUCUGCACUCACUCUCUCUCUGAGCGCAAGGUGCUCUCCGUGUCAGGAAAAAAGAACCCCUAGUUUUCAUUUUCCUGACGUAAAUUCUACAACCCAUUGCAAUGGCUCCACAGAGAAGAUUGUAGCAGCAUUGCCCUUUGGCAAAAUAGCUUCAAUUAUUCACAAGGAUGGCUCAAUCGGAAAUCAAUCUCGAAAAUGGUGCUGAGAAAACGGUGUGGUCGGAAGAGUACGAGCGGGUGCCUCUGAAACAAAGGCUGAAGUUGCUACUGGCGAGUCAUCGUGUAUCCGUUGAUUCGGAGUUGAAAUCGGAGCGUCAAAUCCCGGUUUUACCACCAAAUGUGGGUGUUGCCGCGGCAGAGAAAAGGGAGAAUGGUCACUGUGACAUACAGCAUUUACAGUCCGGUUGCUCUGCUGAGGAACAAGUGAUUGAGACGGUAGAAAGGCAUGCAGGAGAGCUGGGAGAUUCUAACCAUCAUGAAAAUUUAUCGUUGAAGGUUGAGUGUGCUGGCAACUGUGUCGAGAGUCCUUCAGCCACCUAUCUGAAUGGAUCCAUCCUGGCUGGGAGCCAAACAGUUAUAUCUGAACAUGAGAUGGGUGAUGAAUCUCUUGAUGAACUUGAUCAUGUAGUAUUAAAGGAACGGUUGAAGAGACUUCUAACAAGUAAAUGCUUGGGUUCUGCAUCAACUAAGGCGGAGGAGAAUUCUGCUGCAGUUGUAAAAGGAGAACUGCUAUUUGGUGAUCAAAGGCAUGUGCCUGGGAAUCAAAUUCAUGAUAUUGAUAGGACUUCGAUAUCUUCUUCAAAAGAUACUGUGAAUUUGUCCUGUAAACCCAGUGAAGCAUUGGGUCAAUUCUCUGGAGGAAACAGAUCCACUUGUCCAGAUUCAUUGGGUAUUUGGAGAAAUGAUAUGGGGUGUUCUUCUGAAAAGGAAUUCUUCAAACAUAAAUCAGGAGGAAAGACUCUUCUGUCUGGUGCUGUUAGGACUGUGCAAGGUUCAGCCAUAUCAAACUUAGCAAUGAUCAAAAUUGAACCACCAAAUUACGAUGAAUUCCAGAGCUCCAAUGUGACUACACCAGGUCAAAUGUCCUUUAGGAACUUGGUUCCUGUGAAAACUGAAGUUCAAGUUGCUGGUAAUGCAGAUGAAGAUGAAUUGGAUCAUAUGUUGCUGCGAGAACGGAUGAAAUUGCUGUCAUCAAGUGAUGGUCCUAGUUUGGAUAUUCACCAGGGUUCGGAGUGCUUUAGCAAAAUGAUUCCUUCUGCCUUGGGCUGUAGACCAGUUGCAUCAAAACCUUCUCUGUCACUGAAAGUCAACUGCCCAAGAAAAAGGCGGAAAACUGUGACGGAUUCAAUUGAGACUGCCAUGGAGGAAGAUGCUCCUGGGCUCUUGCAGGUCUUGAUUGAUAAAGGUGUUUCAGUUAAUGAGAUUAAGCUUUAUGGUGAACCAGAAAGCAAUGAUGCUUUGGAUGAUUCGUCCACCAAUGAUAACUUUGCUGAGCUUGAAGUAGUUAUUUCGAAGCUUUUCUCUCAGCGAGCCUCAUUAUUAAAGUUCAGUCCACUGCGAUGCGCUAGGGGGGAGAAGGCUAGUUACUGUUUGGAAUGUCUAUUUUCACUUGUGGAGCAGGCACGAUAUCUACAAUUUCGUAAUUGGCCAGUUGAAUGGGGAUGGUGUCGGGACCUCCAGUCAUUUAUCUUUGUCUUUGAAAGACAUAACAGGAUAGUGCUUGAACGUCCUGAAUAUGGCUAUGCGACAUACUUCUUUGAAUUGGCAGAUUCCUUGCCCAUAGAUUGGCAGAUCAAACGACUAGUAAUUGCCAUGAAGCUAACCAGUUGUAGUAGGGUUACCUUAAUUGAGAACAAAGCAUUGAUGGUUGGUGAUGAUUUGUCCAAUGGAGAAGCACGGGUGUUAAUGGAAUAUGGUUGGGUACCAAACACUGGUCUUGGAACGAUGCUCAACUACUAUGACCGAGUUGUCCAUGACAGGAAGACUGAGAGGAGCUCUGAGUGGAGAUCAAAAAUUGGGAAGCUGCUUAUGGAUGGUUAUAAUGGAGGUACUAUAAUCUCAGCUGGUAUUCCAGGAAAGGUUGCUGAAUAUAAUGUCGCUCAACCCCAGGAGAUUAAGCUAGAGCUUAGUUGAGGUUAGUCUAAUUCUAAAAAACUUGUAAAUUUUUGUCAAUAGAAAUCAGCGUGUAGCACAGCUUGUAUCUUUUCCUGCACUAAUCUAUACAGAUGAAUAGUUCAACUAAUUUCUGCAUUUACACCCUUUCCUUGUUAGAAUGUUAGUAGGUACUUAUUUCUCCAGGGGCAAAUGGAUUAAAAACUUAAUGGCCGUCGUGCUUUAUACAUCUAAUAGGUCACAUUUCCUGUAAUUCUUGUAAGUGCAUUACACCAUCUGUCUUCAUUUGGUGGUUCAGCUGACUGAGAGAUUGAUUCUUACUAGAUUCGAUGAGAUGGAAACAAGUUCACUUUUGUUUCUCUAA
Molecule: messenger RNA, 2510 nt
Organism: Sesamum indicum (sesame)
Lineage: Eukaryota; Viridiplantae; Streptophyta; Magnoliopsida; Lamiales; Pedaliaceae
Source: RefSeq, a predicted model, not a curated record